This is a messenger RNA of Corythoichthys intestinalis (scribbled pipefish), 4108 nucleotides long. RefSeq names its product leptin receptor (gene lepr). The transcript has 17 exons. The coding region runs from base 229 to 3021 and encodes 930 amino acids. Gene Ontology annotation, molecular function: cytokine receptor activity; protein binding. Gene Ontology annotation, biological process: cytokine-mediated signaling pathway. Gene Ontology annotation, cellular component: external side of plasma membrane. NCBI's taxonomy places the organism in Eukaryota, Metazoa, Chordata, Actinopteri, Syngnathiformes, Syngnathidae. The record is from RefSeq and is a predicted model, not a curated record.
UUCCACUAUACUUCAGCUUGGCAGCCUUGGUUCCUUCUGUGUAGUCGAGAAGAAGGCGAGAAUGAUGAGGUUGUGAAGAAGAACUGGCAACCUCAACUCCCAAGUUUUCCUACUUUUGUUGAGGAUUUAAAAUUUAUCGUGGCCUCGCUGAAAAAGAACCAGGAGAUUCAAAGCGAUUAAAAGUGAGGAAAAAUCCACCAAAGCCAUGCCCACGCUGUGAAUACAACAAUGGAUCUAUCUGCAAUGUUGUCCAUCCUCAUCUAUGUUUUCCUACUAUCUGCUGGAACUCUGUGCCUAAAGAUAGAAGAAGGCGCAGGACUCUUUUCAGGUGGUUUCAACUUGCCAUGGAAGGACCAAUUGUGCUAUGACUUACCUUCACCACAGGAGGAGGAGGGUGGUGGCCCACCGCAACCUGAGAAAAAACAUUCCGAAUCAAAACUCUCACAACACCCUCACUGCUACUUCAGGAGUAUUUCAACAGGAUCAAGCCUUGAUAAAUGGGCCUCAGGCGGUACCUGUUUAAACAUGCUGUGCAGGAUUGAUGAAAAUUGGGAAACUUUGAUUUGUGAGUUGGGGGUUCCCAGACUUCCUUCAGGCGCUUUGAACUCUGUUCUCGUUGCAGUUGGUCUAGAGCGCUUAAUGAGCCCCAAAAAUAAUACAGCAAUCACCUCCAUGAAUAUGGAAUCAAAUGAACCUGUUUUCUGUGAGACACAGGAUUCCUGUAAGUGGUCAAUUCCAAUUGGCUCUGAAAGUUUAGUUACUGUUGUAACUGUCAACAUAUCCGGCUGUGAAGCUGGACAAGUUCUACUGAACACACCAUCUCGGCCUGUGAAACCCAGAAUUCCUGUCAACCUGUCACAUUUCCAGACCAUCAAGCCAGAACUAAUUUUACAGUGGGACGAACCAAAAGACCACGGUUCUGGCCCUUUAAGAUAUGAGGUCCGGUACAGAAUUCACACUCACCCUUCUUGGCAGGUGGUUUCCACAGGGCUUGAGCGCAGGCUGGUUCUUGAUCUGAAGCCUGAAGUCAACUACACCAUGCAGGUUCACUGCUCGGGCCUGCAUGAGCGUCCAUUAUGGAGCAACUGGAGUGAACCGUAUCACAUAUACCUUUACAAGGUGACAUACAUUCCUCAACAUGUUGUGGCUCAUCCUGGGGAGAACGUCAGCGUUUAUUGUGUGUUCAAUGACCUCAGCAUCAGUGCCAACUCUGCCAAGUGGGUACUAAACCACGACCAGUUUCUCCCUUCCAGCCAGUAUUACGCAGUUAACCAACGGGUCAGCCAUAUUACAUUACAGCCAUCAGACUUGGAGAUGUACCACGUGCUGCAAUGUGCAAAGGAGCUAUCUCAUAGCAACAUCUAUCUGGAAGGAGCCUCCAUCGACAUCAAAUGUCAAACUAAUGGGGAUGUGGAUGCUAUGAAUUGUAGUUGGAAAGCCCCGUUAUGGAGAAUAAAGCAAACAUUGAAGUUCACAUGGGCUCACUUACCCUGUGAUCAAAUGGAGAGAGAGAGUAUGGGUGAGGAAGUUGGAGAGAUGUGUUCUGAAUAUCCCCAGAGUGGAUCCAAGAUAGAAACCUGUAAAAUCUACCCUUUACGGAUGAGUUGCCACAAACUAUGGCUAGAGAUUCUGUACCAUCAAAGCCCUAUCAGAUCCAAACCAAUUUACAUAUCACCUCAAUAUCAUGUAAAGCCCCACGCACCAACUGAAGUAAAGGCAGAGAAUCUGAAAAGUGGCUUCCUGAAUAUAACGUGGAAGCCACCACAUUUGUAUGUGGACGAGCUCCAGUGUCGAUUCCGACUCAACUCUGCAGCUCCGCCAGAGUGGAAGCUCUAUGGUCCAGUGACGAAAUCGUCGGCAGUGGUUCCACUUCCGGAUCCAGACAUAUGCAAGAUUUAUACAGUUCAAGUAACGUGCAAGCCCAAAAACCUUACUGGCUACUGGAGUGACUGGAGCGACUUUGUCUACUCUAAACCCCCGAACAGUAGCGAUGGUCAGCUCACAAACUGUCCAAAUGUUUCAACCAGAGGAGACCCUUCAGCCUACACAACUUUUCUGAUCAUCGCCCUCCUCUCCCUCGCCCUUUUUGUCUCCCUGGUCCUCUCCCAAAACCAGGUCAAACGGUUUGUUUGGAAGGAUGUGCCCAACCCAAAGAAAUGCUCCUGGGCAAAAGGGCUCAACUUUAAGAAGGCUGACACCUUGUUCCAGCCCUCAGAUGUAAUGCCAGCCUGGCCACUGCUGCUUCCCUCAGAGAACAUUUCCAAAGUGGUCAUUAUGGAAAAGGGUAAUCUCUCAGUUCUCAGCAAGGCCUUGGUCCAAAGCCCACUCAUGUCCCCGACUCAGGACAUAGUUUCCCUUCGUUCAUUUCUUGAUGGGAACCAAAACAUGUCAGUGGGCAGUGAGGCCCUCUUGGUUGGCAUUCCCCAUUCAGUCCUAGCUUUGGAUAGUUCAACCACUUCCAGCGCACAGCUCGAUGAGCUGCAGCUUGUCGAUCCCUCACCAAGUAUCACGGAAAAUUCAGCCCAGUCUUCCGUUACGUAUGCCUCAGUGCUGAUCACUAAUCCAAAGCAGGAGCAAGAGACCAUUCGUCCUCAUGAUCGAGACGGCAGCGGCAGUAGCUCCACCGACGAGGGCAAUUUCUCUGCCAACAACUCAGACAUUUCCGGAUCCUUCCCUGGUGGCCUGUGGGAGCUUGAGAGCUGCAAUGGUGCAGAGAUAGAAGACCCGCGUGGAUCCUGCUCCUACAACUCUGUGGAAGAACUUUUUGAAACGUCAGAUCAAGAAGAUGCGACAGAAGAGAAGGGCUUCUUUCUGGGAAUGGACUAUGAAGUUAAGGAUGAGGUGGGAGAGGAAGAGCAGAAAGAAGUGCUGUUGAAAACUAUUAUUAUGAACAGCGAUGACUGCUCAGUGGAGUCGAACCUUACGCCCACUGAGCUGCUUUCUACAUCUACUUGCGACUUCUCGCCACUCUACAUGCCCCAGUUCAGAACUGCUCCCUACACCAGGCAAAUGCCUGAUUGAGAAAAACAAACUCCUGUGGUUUGCACAGUGUUCCACAUUACAGUCUUUGUGUUGUGAACUGCAUCAUCAUCAUCACUAAAGACUUACAAAUGGAAAUCAGUUCCAGCAGAUUUAAAAUGACAUUGAAUGUCAAACUGCGUCAAAAAGCUUUAAUGGCGUGUGACUCCACAGUGACCUUCAUCAGUGCUGCUAUAUCUUUGUUCAGUGCAAGGCAAAGACCCUCUGUAAAGGUUACUUUUAAGCCCACAUAGAAGAUGGUGUUUCGAAAGCCAACCUCACCAGUGGACUGAGGUCAGUUUCACCUGGGAACGGUGGAGGGAGUGCCCCCACAGCAUAGGCCUUCCUCUUACAGUGUCUCUUAUAUCUAAAGGUAGUCUCAUCCUCCCUAAUACACUUUGUUGCCAAGCAGAGAAGGUUUGUGUGUUGUAUGCACACUGCUUUUAUAUAUUUAAUAUAUAUAUACUAAUAGAUUAAAAAAAACUACUGUAUGCUCGCAAAAAGAUUGAGGCCAGACCCUUGGUCUCUCCGUAUGUCUUGUGAAGUUUCUGUUAAAACAUUCAGACAACUUUUGUUUUGACCAGAUUAUUAUAUUUUAAUACUUGCCAAAGCACUGUUAAAUUACAGUAGACAUGAAGACAUGCUCAUUGUUAUGACUGCGCUCAUACUCAUAGAUCCAAAUUUUAGCCUGGCCCAUCUGUAUCUCUACAGAGAUGUUACAACGGUUACUGAUGAGGGUAUGUAAACUCAGGUAAUGUUCUGAAUACAACAUGAAUGAGGGUCAAACAAAGAGAAAAGAAUGCUGUCAAUUCAUAGAUUCUGUGGACACAACUCACGUCAGACAGAUGUCAUUGUACGCUGUCGUUUCUUGUAAAUAAAACUUGCAAACAAUAGACGACGAUUGAAAAAUGAGCUGUGUUGUAACAUGCCUUUUAUUAUUAUAAUCAGAUUGUUACAGUGUUCUGAUAAAGUGUCAAAUGUGUUUAAAUCAGAAAAAUUGAAUCGGUGAAAAUACUGAAAUAUGAAUAACUUGUUGCACAUUGAUAUAUUUUGUCUAUUUUUCGUUGUUCGUGAAAAUAAAUUAUUUGUU